AUGUCUCCAACUGAAAUUUCUGACGCUUUCCCAACUGAUGUUAAGUUGAAAUAUGUCCCAUAUUCUAAGGAACACGAAGGAAUUGCUUCUUGUGCUAACCCAAUCGAAUAUGAUUUAGCUAAAGAAUUGCCAGGUAAGACUAUUGUUAUCACAUCUGCACCAGGUGCUUUCACUCCAACCUGUACCGAGCAACACAUUCCAGGUUACAUUCAACAUGCUAAGGACUUUAAGGCCAAAGGUGUUGAUAAGAUCAUUGUUCUUACUGCCAAUGAUCCUUUUGUUAAUGCUGCUUGGGGUAAGGCAUUGGGUUACAAAGAUGAAGAAAAUUACAUUAUUUUUGCAACUGAUCCAAAUGGUGCCUUAUCAUCUUCAUUGGGUGAUAAUUAUGUAGUUGAUUUAUCCAAGGUUGGAUUUGGAUUAAGAACCAAUAGAUAUGCUGCUAUUGUUGAAGAUGGAAAGGUUACAUUUUUGGAAAAUGAAGAUGCUGGUGGAUUUUCUGAUAUUACCAAGGCUGAAAGUCUUCUUUCAAGAUUUUAA
Messenger RNA from [Candida] anglica, 537 nucleotides. NCBI's taxonomy places the organism in Eukaryota, Fungi, Ascomycota, Pichiomycetes, Serinales, Debaryomycetaceae. The record is from the annotation of a GenBank genome assembly.